CUCGCCGUCUCCCUCCCGCCGUCGUGGAAGGCGACCGGCGGCUCCCCACCGCCGCUUCCGGAAGGGUUCGGAGGCCGUAGUAGGCUCGGCCGCUGAGAUGCUCUCCAGGAUCUCUCAGCUCGGAGCCCGGCUCCUGCGCGAGACCAGAGCUGCUGGCAACUUAACAGGCCAUAGAAGCAGUUACUACCAUGAUCAACUCACUCGGCAUUUAGCUCCAGCGAAGAGCAUCCUCUUCUCCACUGCCACAACUAGUAGUCAUCAUGAUGAAGGCAGUCAGGACAAAGAGAAAAUCUCUGUAACAUUUGUCAACAAGGAUGGCACCGAGCAGACAAUCAGAGUUCCUGUUGGAAUGUCCAUGUUAGAAGCUGCUCAUGAGAAUGAUAUCGAACUUGAAGGAGCAUGUGAAGGAUCGCUGGCAUGUUCUACUUGUCAUGUCAUAGUGAUGGAUGUAGAACAUUAUAACAGGCUAGAGGAUCCAACAGACGAAGAAAACGAUAUGCUAGACCUUGCGUUUGGGCUCACUGAAACGUCUCGUCUUGGCUGCCAAGUAAUAGCGAAGCCUGAACUUGACGGUGUCCGACUGGCCUUACCUGCAGCAACCAGAAACUUCGCGGUAGAUGGCUUUGUACCAAAACCACACUAGAGACGGUUCAAUCCUUUCGAAUCGAGAUCCUUACAGCACCAUCAGUUUUGUACCCUUAACAUGUAACUUAACUAUACAAUAUAAUCCGUGGAAGCCCCUGUGUUUCGGGGUGUGCUGUUCUGCAAGUUCUGUUUUCAUUUGAUGAGGCCCUUGGUUACUGCGAGAUGCCAAUGUAGUCGUUGUAUUUGUACAACUGGCACAGGGCAAAUAAACAACUUGUGCUUGUGAAUGUGACAUCCAUCGGUAAUAUUGUUUUGGCGGCAAGAGAAUGUUUCCAACUC
This is a messenger RNA of Lolium rigidum, 924 nucleotides long. RefSeq names its product 2Fe-2S ferredoxin-like. The transcript is spliced from 8 exons. Gene Ontology annotation, biological process: P450-containing electron transport chain. Gene Ontology annotation, cellular component: mitochondrion. Gene Ontology annotation, molecular function: 2 iron, 2 sulfur cluster binding. The record is from RefSeq and is a predicted model, not a curated record. Lineage: Eukaryota; Viridiplantae; Streptophyta; Magnoliopsida; Poales; Poaceae. Bases 98 to 643 code for a protein of 181 amino acids.